Messenger RNA from Brassicogethes aeneus, 1245 nucleotides. NCBI's taxonomy places the organism in Eukaryota, Metazoa, Arthropoda, Insecta, Coleoptera, Nitidulidae. The record is from the annotation of a GenBank genome assembly.
AUUUUUUAGCUAUAGGGAGUUUUAGUAAAAUGGUUCCAAUAUUUUUAGCAGUAAUUUUAAUUAUUAUAUCGGCCAUAAUUUAUCAAAACAAAAAAGAAGAUCCGCCCAAAAUAUUUGGGGUGUAUAGCCAGCCUGGAAAAUGGUUUUAUCUCAAGUAUAUCACAUUUUCCUUAAUACUUACAUUAAGAAGAUUGAAAUUCAUGAUUUUUGAAAAAGAGGCUUUAAUCAAUGAAGAUCAUUUGGAACAACAAAAAGAACUAUCCACUGACGAUAAGGCAUUUGACGCGGUCUUUUUUCAAGCAGUGACCCAAAAUGGAUUUUUUUUGGCUGCUGGGACUGAGAGAAGACAAAAAGCCAAAACCAAUGGUUUAGUAUAUUUAAGGACUCCAGAACAUGGCCUAUUACUAAGCGAAAAGCUACCAAACACGGUUCUUGAUACAGAUCCAGAAUCUAUAAUGUUGAAUAAAGUAUUUGCUGCCGAAGGAAUUAAGUUCUCACCUGUUAAGCCCAUGAAACAAUGGAAUAUCGAAUUUCAAGGAAAAAUGAGGUCCCACGAAAACCCAGAAAAAAUGGUAGAUGUCAAAAUGGACGGCAUAUGGACUUCAGAUUUGCCAUACUUUUUGUUUGAAGUUGAUCUGCCCACGAGCGUAAUAGCAAAAUCCGUAGCUUUGGAAACCUGGGACAAGGAAUUAUUCAAAGCAUUAAAAGAAGCUCACCAAACCCAUUACGAGCAAAUGGGAGGGCUACAUUUAAAUCUAACAAUUGAUGGAAAGAAAUAUAAACUUGUCAUGGACGCUUUUAGAGAUCAUAGUUAUGGUUGGAGAAGAGACUGGACCUUAAUGCACAGAUACAUCUUCCACAUGUUCUAUCUAUUGGAUGGCACCAAAGUUUCUUUAGGCGUGAUAAGCCAACCCAGUACUUCAUCGCACAUGACUUUCGGACACAUGGUUCUUCCAGAUAAAUCCCAUUGGCCCAUAGACAGCGCCGACUUACUUUUAUAUCAACACGCUGAAAACGGAAAUCCUCCAGAUACUUUAGCCUUUACUUUCGUUGCCAAUAAUAAUAAUUACGAGGUUAAAAUUAAGUAUGAAGUUACUGCUAUUCAUUAUGUUGGUAACAAUGUUGAAGCCAAAAUGCACGAAAGGUUUUUGAGCUGCGAUAUCAACGGGGUAAAGGGUAAAGGUAUUUCUGAGUGGCACUAUAAUAACGUAAAAGAUUUUAAGAAAUGUUAAACCUUUAUUAUAA